GUACUGAAUAAAACAUAUUUUUUUUGUUUUUAAUCAUAACUUUCCCAAAAACCAUCUCUUCCAUCGCUAGCUGUACCGGUUUCAAUCUCAAAUCCUGGGAAUUGAAAUUUGUUUCUCUGUCGGAGAAUCAUCAUCGACUUCUCUGCUACUUCUCUCCGCGCUCUCCUUCGUCGUCGUCGAUCUCUUCAGCUUCACCGAUCUCAUUUCCAAUCCUGAAAAAUCGAUGUGGUACUGAUCUACGAUUGUGCUCCGUUGGUAGCCUUAUGAAUUAGGGUUUUUCUUACGCAUCUUCGUAUGUGGAGAUUGGAUCGUGUUCGGAAAACUUCUGGACACUGUCUUCGCUGCUAGAUUUUUGGAUCAUCCUUUUGCGAAAAUGGCAGCGCCAAGGCCGACUGGAGGCCAGGAUCUGUUCGAUACGUAUUUCAGGAGAGCAGAUUUGGAUGGAGAUGGUCAUAUUAGUGGAGCUGAGGCUGUCGCUUUCUUCCAGGGAUCGAAUUUGCCUAAACAUGUCCUUGCUCAGGUAUGGUCCUAUGCAGAUUCAAAAAAAGCCGGCUACCUUGGCCGAGCGGAGUUUUAUAAUGCUCUAAAGUUGGUAACAGUGGCACAAAGUAGACGAGAGUUGACUGCUGAGAUAGUAAAAGCUGCAAUUUAUAGUCCUGCUUCAGCCAAUAUCCCUGCACCCAAAAUAAAUCUUGCUGCAACACCUUCUCCACAGCCCAGAGGAGUUUUGCCUGCUACACAAGCUCAGGGAGUUACAUCAAUGCCAUCAGUAGCGGCUGGUGUGAGAGGGCCUCACAUGGGUGGAACUGUAAGCACUAGUAACCAACAAGUAGUCCCAGGCCAACAGAACCAGUUUACUGGGAUACCUCCAUCUCAGACACAGCAAAACUUUCAAAGCCCGGGAAUGCCAGCUGGAGGGACUAAUGCACCUCGUCCUGCAAACCAACCUAUGCCAUCUGAUUGGCUCAGCGGCAGAAGUGUUGGUCCCUCUGGGAACGUGAAUUCUCAAAUUCCUUCGAGUCAGAGUACAUAUGGUUUGACAGCACCUAAUUCAACUGCCAACCAUAUAACAAAACCACAUAUAACACCUGCAGUAACAAGCUCUACAACAACCAGACCCCAAGAGUCAGCGCCUGUGCACAAUCCCCAAGAAUCAUCUGCUACUUUCGGUUCUCGUGUAUCAAAUGUUCCAUCCAAUCAAUUGGUGCCCAAGGAUCCCAAGGAACUGGCUGCAUCAGGAAACGGGUUUACCUCUGACUCACUUUUCGGAGAUGUCUUUUCAGUUACUUCCACGCAGCCAAAACAACAUCCUACGGGAAGUGCAUCAACAACAGGCAUCUCAUCGGUUACUACUGGAACUGUCGCGGGCCCUGAGAUCACACAGUCUGUAGUUAGGCAAAGUUCAAUCCCACAACAGGGUUCAUUGAGCCAGCAUGCUGUUGGUGUUCAGACCCAGCUUACUGGAAACUCAGGGCAACCAUAUACUUCCUCAGGUGCGGCUUCUGGUCCACCUGGCUCUACUGUUGGAGUUGGAAUUUCAGCUACCAGUCAGUUGGCCCAGCGUCCGCCCCACCCCCACUCUCAACCACAACCCCGGCCCCAGGGCCAGUCCCAACCUCCUUGGCCAAAAAUGACUCCAGCUGAUGUCCAGAAAUAUACCAAGGUUUUUGUGCAAGUUGACACUGAUAGGGACGGAAAGAUCACAGGGAACCAGGCUCGGAAUUUGUUCUUAAGUUGGAGGCUUCCAAGAGACGCUUUGAAGCAGGUAUGGGAUUUAUCUGAUCAAGAUAAUGACAGCAUGCUCUCCUUGCGGGAGUUCUGUAUUGCGGUCUAUCUUAUGGAGCGUUACAGAGAGGGCCGACCACUUCCCCCAGUGUUCCCAAGCUCUAUAAUACAUAGUGAGAGCAUGUUCACCUCUCCUGGUCAAUCUGUGGCACCACAUGGCAAUGCAUCCUGGGGACAUCCUCAAGGGUUCCAACAGCAACCACAUCCUGGGGGCUUAAGGCCACCAGCUGGUCCCAAAGGAAAGCCUCCGAGGCCAGUGCCUCUGUCUCCUAGUGAUGGAAUGGUCCAGCCCACUCAGCCAAAGCGUAAAAUGCCUGUGUUAGAAAAACCGCUGGUGGAUCAACUUAGCAAAGAGGAGCAGGAUUCACUCAACACGAAGUUUGAAGAAGCAACUGCUGUUGAUAAAAAGUUUUCUUUUUUCGCAUUUUCUAUCCGAAGAUAUCUUUUACCCCUUCCAUAUGGCAUUUAUAUGAAAUAUUUGUGGAUUUGCGUAGCCAUAGUGGAUGAACUCGAAAAAGAAAUAGCUGAUUCCAAGCAGAAAAUUGAUUUCUUCCGUGCUAAGAUGCAAGAACUUGUUUUAUACAAGAGCAGAUGUGACAACCGGUACAAUGAGAUCGCAGAGAGAGUCUUGGGUGAUAAACGUGAGCUUGAAUCUCUAGCAAAAAAAUACGAGGAGAAAUACAAGAAGUCUGGCAAUGUGGGCUCUAAAUUGACUAUUGAAGAGGCCACAUUCCGUGAUAUACAGGAGAAGAAAAUGGAAUUGUACCAGGCAAUAGUCAAAUUUGAAGAAGGCAAACUUGAUGAUAGUAUAGUUAAGCGCACUGAACACAUCCAGUCAGGCCUUGAGGAACUGAUAAAAAAUUUGAAUGAGCGCUGCAAACAAUAUGGAGUACGUGGGAAACCCACUUCUCUGGUUGAGCUUCCUUUUGGUUGGCAGCCUGGAAUCCAGGAAGGUGCUGCUGAUUGGGAUGAAGAUUGGGAUAAGCUAGAGGACGAAGGGUUUACCUUCGUCAAGGAGCUUACACUUGAUAUUCAAAAUGUCAUAGCCCCACCAAAGGAAAAAUCAUCAGCGUGGAGAAAAGAAGUUGAUGUCUCUUCAAAAGAAGGUGAAGAUGUUUCAUUCUCAGAUGCUGACUCUAAAACGGGGAAAAAGCAAAGCAGUGGUGAAGAAGAUUCUGAGCAGUCAGAGGGUAAAACAUCCGAUGUUGAUGCCAGAGAUAAAAACGGAUCUCUGGAUGACUCUAAAGUUAGAAAGGGCAUUGAAGCUGAUAGUUCACCUCGAACGAAAGAUACGAGGAGUGAAAAUGGCCAUGAUGAUGGUGAAUCUACUGCUUCUGCUGGCAAAACUGUAAAUUAUGACUCUCACGACGAGACAGAUUCAGUUUCAAGCGUCAACCCUGACAACGGCAAGGACAAGGAUCAUGGGAAGUAUGACAGUGGUUUUGGAUUUGGAUUUGGGUUUGAUGACUUCAGUAUUAAGCCUAUAAAAACUGGUUCGACCAUUUCAAAUGACUUCCUCCCUCCUAAGUUAUCUAUAUUUGCUGAUUCCGUCCCAAGCCCACCGGCAAAUGCAAGCGACGUUUCCCCUACAAAACCUUCUUUGUUUGCUGAUUCAGUUCCGAGCACUCCAGCGACGAACAAUGCCUCUUACCCAGGCCAGAAAUCAUUUUUUGAUGACUCGGUCCCGAGCACUCCUGCUUAUCCAGGCAACUUGUUUGCUGAGAAGAAAUCCUUCUUUGACGACUCUGUCCCGAGCACCCCUGCUUAUCCAGGCAACUUGUUUGCCGAGAAGAAAUCCUAUUUCGAUGACUCUGUCCCGAGCACUCCUGCUUAUAGCACGUCUGAUUUUGGUGGGAAGCCAUUUGCAUCAGAGACUCCUCGUUCAGACAACCUGUUCCCAGGAAGAAGCCCCUUUAUGUUCGACUCUGUCCCAAGUACACCCGCCGCACACGAUGACUUCUCUAACAACAGCUUCUCCCGCUUCGAUUCAUUCAACAGCAACAACAACGAUGCUUUCUCUCUAUCCCGCACAGACUCGAUGCGCAGCACAAGCGAGCCUGACCCAUUCGCAUCAAGGUUUGAUUCUUUCAACUAUCAAAGAUAUGAUUCCUUCAAUGCACAAAGCUAUGAUUCCUCUAGCAACAACAAUGCAUCGGAGACGCCUAAAGCCUCAUUGACAAGAUUCGACUCAAUUGGAAGCACCAGGGACUCUGAUUACAGUCAUGGGUUUGGGUUCGACGACCAUGACCCGUUCGGUUCUACAGGACCAUUCAAAACAACGACAACUACAGCAGAGACACCUCGGAGUUCUGAUAAUUGGAAUGCUUUCUAGCCAGAAGCCCACGUGCGAUAUGAAUAUGAUCACAUAUCAUAUACUUUGCUGCUUUUAUAGUUUGAAUUUACCAGUCGAAGAGUUAUAUGUAUCUUCAUUUCUUUGGUUUCACCUGCUUGCUUCAUUUUUUAUUGUUAAUAUAUAAUAGUCUUUUUUGCCAUUUUUUCUUUUAAGGAUUUUUCGAAGAGUGUCCUUUGUUGGUCUCUGCGUAGUGUUUCUUUUUAUUUGUGUCUUUGUUUGUUAACUUGAAUAAUGAAUUAUUAUUUGUCCCUGUGAAAACUUCUAUUGUAUCUUUGUAAUCGUAUGGAUACAUUUCAGAUGUUGUUAUAUUAGAUUGAUUGGUAAUUUUGGG
Messenger RNA from Arabidopsis thaliana (thale cress), 4469 nucleotides. Its product is annotated as Calcium-binding EF hand family protein. The coding region runs from base 374 to 4117 and encodes 1247 amino acids. Gene Ontology annotation, molecular function: calcium ion binding. The record is from RefSeq and is marked reviewed. Lineage: Eukaryota; Viridiplantae; Streptophyta; Magnoliopsida; Brassicales; Brassicaceae. The transcript is spliced from 14 exons.